This is a messenger RNA of Sebastes umbrosus (honeycomb rockfish), 2622 nucleotides long. RefSeq names its product paramyosin-like. The coding region runs from base 252 to 1871 and encodes 539 amino acids. The record is from RefSeq and is a predicted model, not a curated record. Lineage: Eukaryota; Metazoa; Chordata; Actinopteri; Perciformes; Sebastidae. The transcript has 3 exons.
GUUGUAAUUUAAUCAUACAUCAGCAUAUUGUCUACCACUUCAUGGUAGAGCUUCUGGUAGUCUUCCACUGAGCGGUUGUGGAUCCUCACAGGGCCGUCGUGGAGCAGUGGAGCGGAGGAGGACUGGUGGCUGGGGGCCACUUUGGAGACCAGUGGCAGCUCAGCAGGUGAGAUGGUUGCACAAGAUGUUGGAACCAAACCCAGCAACCCAGGCAUGUCAGCAGCUGAGGUGGAGGGCUGAGGACUGGGAAGAUGAUUCACCACCUCUGGACGUUCACCAGAAGGACAAGCCACGGAGGUCCACUUCCUCUUCUGGGGAGGUUUGGCAGUGGGAGCAGAGUGCUGGUGCACCUGAGGAAGGGGCCUUCUCCAGGAGCGGGCAUCAAGGUCAGUCUGCUUUGUACAUCUCUAGUCUGCUACAGGAUGGAACAUCCAAAUGCAGAGCAGUGGCUGGAAUGGCUGGAUGCAAAGGAGAAAAAACAAAAGCUUGUUGGCGGUCUUCAGAGCAAACAUGAACCUCAUCGGCAGGACCCUGAGGCCCAACGAGGACCUCGCCAACAGGCCCCUCAGGGACAACGAGGACCUCGCCAAACAGCCCCUCAGGGCCAACGAGGACCUCGCCAACAAGCCCCUCAGGGCCAACGAGGACCUCAUCACUAUGACCCUCAACGCCAACAAGGACCUCGCCAACAUUACCCUCAGGUACAACGAGGACCUCGCCAUCAGGACCCUCAGGGACAUCGGGGACCUUGUCAGCAUUUCCCUCAGGGCCAGCAAGGACCUCGUCAACAUGACCCUCAGGGCCAACCUGGACCUCAUCAACAGGACCUUGAGAUCAUCUCAAGGCAGGCGGCAGAAAUCUCCAGACUCAAGGAAGCUCUUCAACUGAAGAAUGAAACCUACGAGGAGCUGAUUGCAUGGUGUGAGGAAUCAAAUUUCCAAAAGGAGAUGGCCAAGUACAGAGAGUUGGAGACGGAAGUCAACAUGCUGCGGCAUGAGAACAAGGACCUGGCCACAAAACAUCAACGCCGGGAGACCGAGGUCAACAAGCUCCGGGAUGAGAUCAACGACCUGGCCUUAAAAUAUCAACGCCAGGAGACGGAGGUCAAUAAGCUGCGGAAUGAGAACAGCUAUCUGGCCUUAAAACAUCAAUGCAGGGAGACGGAGUUCAACAAGCUGCAGGAUGACAACAACGACCUGGCCGGAAAACAACAGGCUUUGGAGACCCAAAUCAAACUGAUGGCGAGUAAACUCAAUCAGGUGGAGAUUGAGAAGAUAAAACUGGUGGACAAAUGCCCUUUGGACAUGCCAGUUUUAGAAUCAAGGUUCCAAAAGGAGCUAGCCAAGAACACAGAGUUGGAGACGGAAGUCAACAAGCUGCGGGAUGAGAACAAGGACUUGGCCGGAAAACAUCAACGCUGGGAGACGGCAUUCAACAAACUGCGGGAUGAGAUCAAUGAUUUGGCCUUAAAAAAUCAACGCCGGGAGACAGAGUUCAAAAGACUGCAGGAUGAGAACAAGGACAUGGCCAGAAAACAUAAACGCCGGGAGACGGAGUUCGACAAAGUGUUGGAUGAGAAAAAUGAUCUGGCCUUAAAACAUCUACGCCAGGAGACGGAGGUCAACAAGCUGUGGGACAAGAACAACGACCUGGCCCAACAACAACAACGCCGGGAGACGGAGUUCAGCCAGUUGCAUGGCGAGAACAAGGUCCUGGAGGAUCUCUGUCUCAAACUGAAGAAGAAAAAGAAGACGUGGGGUUUCUUCUUUGGCAGGAGGGAAACAGAGGAUAGACAGACACAACUGGAGGAAUUGAAAAUCAAAAUGCUCAACAAGGAGGUGAAAAAGAAAGAGAAGAGGGAGAAAGCGUAGAUGAACGAGAGUCGUGACGGGGACAGUCGGGUGGAGAAGGCCGCUUGGUGUUGACACCAGUAGCUCCCUCUUCUUCCCCCCCUCACCUCUCCACCCUCUCUCCUCCAUCCACCUCACCUCCUCUCUUUUCAUCCCUCCUCCUUCUGUCCACCCUCCCUCCAUCCCACCUCCACCUUUACUCCCUCUCCCGUACCCCGUCGACUUCAGGGCGGCACAAUGGCUCAGUGAUUAAUGAUUAGCACUGCAGCCUCACAGAGACAGGUGGAGAUCCACCUGUCCAGCUGUAUGGAGUUUGCAUAUUCUCCCACGAUAUCAAAAGAUAUGCAAAUGAUUUGGACACUCAUUGUAUUUGAUUUAAGCCCUGGUGAUCAGGUCUCCUCCCUAAUAUACUAAAGGGACUGUUUGUAAGAAUCAGAAAUUCUUGUUAACAGCGCCACCUGUUGUGUGGGAGUCUUGUCUGAACAGCGUAGCCACACGCGAGCGCGCAUAUGCGAGUGUGCAUAUGCGACAUAUGCGAGCGCGCAUAUGCGUGCGCGCAUGGGACACCGACCCCGGUGAUUUAUACGUGUAAGAAGUUACAAACAGUCCCUUUAAGUAAUUGUUCAUAUGUUUAGAGUGUCAAGUGAGUUGACACUCUACUUAAAUCAAUCACAUACAAUCAAUCAUGGAGUUUUCCCCCUGUUGUUCAGGUUUCUCCCUCAGUCCAAAUAUAUAAAUAAAUAUCAAUAAUAAAAAUAAAUAUUCAAUAAUA